CCAAAAAACUGUCAAUUGACCCGUAGCUACGACGGGUAUAAAAAGUAGCAUACACCCUCCAUGCCCUCGCUUCUCGCUCCGGGUGACCUCUCGCAAUGGACAAGGACCAAAUGCGAGCACCACGCCAGCGCCCUAGCGGGUUACCAAAAAUGCAAGCCGAGUCCAUACAAUGCCGGGUGAAUACUGCACAUAUGGUCGCUAACAUAUUUGGGCCGCAUCGGGCCGAAGCCACGGCGGCUCCUGCAGAAGGUGCCAGUGUAAAUUAUGGGCCAGGGGAGCUUGUGUGGGUGAAGGUCGCUGACGGCAAACCGUUUUGGCCGGCGCAGGUCCUGGAUCGCUUCACUAUCAUAUCGACUCUCAACCCUGAAAAGCGAGAUAACGAUGCGACUUUGGUGCAACUGUUUGGAAAGUACGACUGCGCCUACGUCACAUCCUCCAGCAUCGUCGCUUUCGAACCCAAUUUGAUCGCUCUCUGUUCCAAAUGCAAAUCCCGCCUUUUCAAAGCAGCGGUAGAUGAAGCGCUAGUCGCCAAUCGGAAAAAGUACCCAACAUCGUCUCAAAUUGCACCUUCCGCUCUGAAAAUCGACACCCGCCCAUCUACACCCAAACACCAGACCCCGGCACCCCCAACGCCCCCCGUAACAUCCAACCCUCACCUCACCCCGCAAAUUGUAGAAAAACGCCUGGCGUCCCAGACACCAUUCCUGGGCGUAACAUCAAGUUUCGCACUUCCCGCCACCCGCAUCGUCACCCCGCCGUCGCUUCAGUCCACGCGAUCCAGCUACAUCAAGGCGGAGAUUGACCCAUUGGGAAGAAUGACCGUCAGACGAAUGACGGGUUUACCAUCGCCGCAAGUCAGGACAGUGGCUGCGCCAGUUUCGCCGUCACCAAAGCCGGAGAAUCCAUUUGAUAGGUUGGAGGAGCUGUCUAGACAGGCGGUGCUCGAGAUUGAGGUGAGUGGAUUGGUGCCGUUCGCUAUGGGUCUGGCAUCUGUUCUGACAUUGUGAGUUUUUCAGAGAUUGGAGAAAUCUGGUCAGCGCUGAGCCAUCAUUCUCCGGUCAGGCGCUGUCCCCCUUCACUCUCCCAUGCUGACACGUUUAGGAGCACGGCCCCAUAACC
Fimicolochytrium jonesii is the source of this 1119-nucleotide messenger RNA. RefSeq lists its product as uncharacterized. Lineage: Eukaryota; Fungi; Chytridiomycota; Chytridiomycetes; Spizellomycetales; Powellomycetaceae. Bases 96 to 1007 code for a protein of 303 amino acids. The record is from RefSeq and is a predicted model, not a curated record. The transcript has 3 exons.